Molecule: messenger RNA, 1334 nt
Organism: Vigna unguiculata (cowpea)
Lineage: Eukaryota; Viridiplantae; Streptophyta; Magnoliopsida; Fabales; Fabaceae
Product: Putative methyltransferase family protein
Source: RefSeq, a predicted model, not a curated record
GAAAAAAAAACCAGUGUUCUUCACUCUCACUGCGCUCACCACAAUUGAAUGGAAUCGUGUUAACGUUCUGUUGCGGCAUUAAAGCAGCGCAGUGCUGAGAAAACAAGUAUGGAAACGUUUCAGUUAUUCUCUUCCUCUGCUUCUGGCUUCGGAAUCUUCGAUGAUGCCGCACAACAAUCGCCUCCCAUACCUCCUCCUCCUUGCGUUGAAGUCCUCCCUUCUGAGGUUCCUUCAUCCGCCAAAAAUAACUUGGACUCAGUUAAUUUGGAUGGAGUUACUUUGUUAAAGGGGCGCGUGAGUACCCAACAAGUUUUUGGCUUGUCCAACUCCGAUUUAGUUCCCGGGAAAUAUGAAGGAGGACUGAAGCUGUGGGAAGGUUCGCUUGAUUUAAUUAAGGCCCUUCGUUCAGAUAUCAGAAGUGGUCUUACAUCAUUUGGCGGGAAGCGAGUAUUAGAGGUGGGAUGCGGCCAUGGAUUGCCUGGAAUCUUUGCAUUGCUUGAGGGUGCUGCUGCUGUACAUUUUCAAGACUUCAAUGCUGAGGUCCUACGUUGCCUCACCAUUCCUAAUUUAAACGCAAAUAUUUCUGGAGAAUCUCAACCAUCACCAUCCAACCCGACAAUUUGUGACAAGGCAGAAGUUCGCUUUUUUGCUGGUGACUGGAGUGAAAUCGAUAAAAUGCUCCCUUAUGUUAGUACAGAUGAUAAUUGUGGUGGUGGUUAUGACUUUAUUCUGAUGGCUGAGACAGUUUACUCGGUCAGCAGUCUCCAAACUCUUUAUAAUCUUAUAAAAAAGUGCCUGCAAAAUCCUGAUGGAGUUGUAUACAUGGCAGCAAAGAAGUAUUAUUUUGGAGUAGGUGGUGGAAGUCGGCGAUUUCUGUCCCUGGUAGAAAAGGAUGGUGUCUUCAGCAGUAGCCUGGUUGCUGAAAUCACAGACGGUUCAUCUAAUGUGCGUGAAGUAUGGAAGCUUUCAUUCAAGUAGUAAUAGUAUUUUCUUCCUUCACCAUUCAAACUAUCCCAGGUUUAUCUGGUUUUGAUUUCCCAUGCAUGCAAAAGGGGCUAUGGGGGAAGUUGCUGUAGAAAUCGUGUGGUCAGGUGAGAAUCUUAUCGUUCCAUGCUAUACCUUUCUGCCUUUACAGGUUUUUCUUGUGGCCUAUUGUAUUUUCUAUUAGGUGAUGCAAAUAUAUAUAAUGUUUCUCGUGUGUAUUUAUUUUGAUUCCUAGAGGGAUAAGGUUUUUGUUUUUGUUGUACUUUUUAUUAGAUGCAAUGCAUUGCUGGAGAUAACCCCUUAUCCAAGGAAUCAAAGAAUGAUCAUAACAUGAGGGGAGUAGUAGCAAA